GGGAUUCGUGGCGGACUCGCUGGCAUACCUGCAGGGCCUGCUGAGCCCCUGGGAGCUGCUGCCGGCGGUGCUGCAGGCGCGGGACCGUUUGAUUGCAAAGACGGUGGUGGACGCCCUGUCGGACCACACCGCCCGCCUGCUCGCAGCUGGGGCAGCAUCAGCCUCAUCAUCAUCAUCAGCAGCAGCAGCAGCAGUCGGUGGCAUUAAUGGUGCUGGUAUUGGUGCUGGUGGUGGUGGCGGCGGCAGUGGUGGCGGCGGCUGGCGGGUGGGUGAGGUGAUGCGUAUGGUCGCCAACGCCUGGUGCCUGGCGGCCGCGAUGAGGG
This is a messenger RNA of Astrephomene gubernaculifera, 323 nucleotides long. The record is from the annotation of a GenBank genome assembly. NCBI's taxonomy places the organism in Eukaryota, Viridiplantae, Chlorophyta, Chlorophyceae, Chlamydomonadales, Astrephomenaceae.